AUGAUCUCAUUUGGGUGGCUAGUUGUCCUGGUCACUGAAUUUACUCAUGUAGCUUAUGCCAAUUGGAUUACUGGUAAUCUAUGCUGGUCGAUGCCCUGUCUGAACGGCGGUUCGUGUUUUGGAUCAGCAUAUACGUAUCUUUGUGUCUGUCCUGUCAAUUACAGUGGAGCUUUGUGUGAAAGACGUCUUGGUAUUUGUCAAGAAAGUCCCUGUGGUAAUCGAGGUCUAUGCGUUGAAACUGGUUUAACUUCAUUUGAAUGUCGAUGCUAUUUUGAUUACAUGGGCCCAUUGUGUGAAGAACAUGUACCUAAGAAAAAUCCUUCCGUAUGGUCAUCACUUAUACCUGUACAUACACGAGUUCUAUUCGAUAUUUUACAAGACGCAUAUCGUGCUAAAGCUCAUGGUCGAUCCACCAUAAAUUCACGUGAUGAUUUCAUUAACUUUUCCGAAUUCUUACCUACAGGUGAUAGAACAUUCGUACCUAUAACAACAUCUCCAACAUCAACUGGAUUGACUUCUCUGAAUCCUCCAAGUGACACAACCGAAAAUGGACAUACCAUUCAAGCUACCGAUAUUCAAUUACAAAACAUAUUUCCAGCAGUGAGUACUGCAUCAAUAUCAAAUAUGACCAUACAAAUUUUGUCGACACAAGAAAAUAUUUCUAAUGAUGAAUACAUCUCAUCGACGUCCUAUGAAACGGACACCACUGAUUCAUCAACAACAUUUGCAGAAGAACUCACUUCAAUAACUAGUUCAUCUGAAACUACGAUGGAAAAUCUCACCACAAUUUCCUUCGAAGCAAAUGAAACGAUAUCCUCAAAUAGCACAGAAGCACAAGAAUUCGUCAAUACCACUGAACAAUCUGCUGUCAUACAGAACAAUUCAACAUAUUUAGGUCAAUCAAGUUACAACAGUGAAAAAAAUACUAUCAGUUUUACAUCAGAAACUGUUUUCAAUUCAACCGAACAAGCCAUCAUUUUUACUGUUAAUGAAAACGAAGAAUCAAUCCUGGACACAACUCCACAAAUAAUGGGCAAGAUUUCAUUUCAAGCAAGCAAUUACUCAUCGGAUGACAACGAUACUGAUCUAUUCAAUACAACCGAACAAACAAUCGCAUCAACCAUGGGGACAGCUGAUCAAUCCCACACAACAGAUGAGUCGUCUCAUAGUCAGUUACUUUACAAAUUAUGUCAACAACUACUUUCGCAUAUUUUACCAAAUAUAUCAUCGACCACGGCUGUCGAAGCAGCUCUGUCUUUAACCGCAGAAUUACCAUCAACUAAAAACAAUACAGCUGAAACACUUCUUACAUGGAUUCAACAAAAGUUUUCUUCAACAACAACAACCACCACUACGACUACCAUCAGCACAACAACAACAACAACAACAACAGAAAUUCCGUCGUCAUCAUUAUCAUUAUCUGCUGUGUUAACAAAUGGAAGAAAACUUUCAUUGCAACGAGUUGAUAUAGACGAUGUGCUUUAUCAAAUCAAUGAUAACACUGAUGAUGCAAUUUUUAAAUUCAUUUUCCAUAGAAUUAUUUUAUUGCUUUCAACUUCCGCAUUCGCUCACCCUCCUUCUACCUAUGAGAACUCUUUUCCAUAUGAAAUUUCCUCAGAAACUGAUCCACAAGGGCAGAUAAGCGUUCCUAUCCCACCGGGAGGUAUCAACAAGUGGCUCCAACAGCUUAUAGCAACGAUGGGUUCAGUAUCGGAUGAGCGUAUGCGACGUGGUUGGGGUAGUGGUCGUCGUCGUCGGUUCGCCAGCAGAAACCAUGAAUAA
This is a messenger RNA of Adineta ricciae, 1782 nucleotides long. The record is from the annotation of a GenBank genome assembly. NCBI's taxonomy places the organism in Eukaryota, Metazoa, Rotifera, Eurotatoria, Adinetida, Adinetidae.